Messenger RNA from Brassica oleracea var. oleracea, 426 nucleotides. Its product is annotated as feruloyl CoA ortho-hydroxylase 1-like. The coding region runs from base 1 to 426 and encodes 141 amino acids. The transcript has 2 exons. The record is from RefSeq and is a predicted model, not a curated record. NCBI's taxonomy places the organism in Eukaryota, Viridiplantae, Streptophyta, Magnoliopsida, Brassicales, Brassicaceae.
AUGGUUCCAACACUCUCUACGGCACAAUUCGCAGAUCCAGCUGAAGCAACGAGACUCAAAGCUCUUCCAGACCAAUACAUUCAACCAUUUGAAGAGCGUCUCCUCAACAAGUUUGUCAACGAUGAGGCCAUUCCAGUCAUCAACAUGUUGAACCCCGAACAGAACAAAUACGCUGAAGCUAUUUGUGACGCUGCUGAGAAAUGGGGCUUCUUUCAAGUGAUCAACUAUGGAGUUGAUUUGGAUGUUCUUGACAACGUGAAGGCUGCGACUCAUUGGUUCUUUAACCUCCCUUUUGAGGAGAUGAGCAGGCUCACAAAGGAGAAUUCUUUGUCGACCAAUGUUAGGUUCGGCAUGAGUUUCAGUCCUCGUGCAGAGAAAGAUUAUCUCAGCCUCUUCUUUGUGUCCGAAUCUGAACAGUUUUGUUGA